This is a messenger RNA of Fonsecaea erecta, 303 nucleotides long. RefSeq lists its product as hypothetical. The record is from RefSeq and is a predicted model, not a curated record. The coding region runs from base 1 to 303 and encodes 100 amino acids. NCBI's taxonomy places the organism in Eukaryota, Fungi, Ascomycota, Eurotiomycetes, Chaetothyriales, Herpotrichiellaceae. The transcript is spliced from 3 exons.
AUGGUUCCGCCUGCCACCGCUGAAGGUGACCUUGAUGACGACAAGGAGAUCCCCUACGCUGCGAUCCAGGCCAUGGCCAAAUACCUCGAGAAUAAGUUCACCAGUGCCUCCGAGUUCCCCGAGGAACAGCUCGAUAGUGUUGACACUUCCAGCAAGAGUGUUGGGAGUGAACAUCCUCUGAGCAGUGGCCUUGCGCAGCUGGUGGAAGCCACCCUGAGAAACACCGAAGUUCAGGCUGGACCAGGUGGCCCCAUACCCGUUGCUCUCGACAGUCUUGGGCUCAAGAGACCUCAUGCCAGGUAG